Messenger RNA from Bicyclus anynana (squinting bush brown), 3334 nucleotides. RefSeq names its product 1-acylglycerol-3-phosphate O-acyltransferase ABHD5 (gene puml). The coding region runs from base 229 to 1599 and encodes 456 amino acids. The record is from RefSeq and is a predicted model, not a curated record. The transcript has 9 exons. Gene Ontology annotation, cellular component: lipid droplet. NCBI's taxonomy places the organism in Eukaryota, Metazoa, Arthropoda, Insecta, Lepidoptera, Nymphalidae.
UCAUUUGUCACUUGGAAAAUUGAUUUGAUUUGAGUCGGUCGAUUAAUAAUUAAAUAAAAUUGGCUUCAUUUUGAAUUUUAAAUUCGCGCAAUAAACCAUUCAAAACUUGAAAUAUUAAAAUGUUAAUGGAAUAUUGACAUGUCCAUUCCGUUGUUCUAUUAGCCAGAUGGAAGGUGAAUUACAAAACGAAACCACAUCCAGGCGCACAAAUCAUUAAAGGCACUCGUAAUGACCGGAAUAGUAUCAUUUUUAUUCAGUUGGACAUAUUAUUACGUUCUACCGCUAAUUCAUCGUGUGACUGUCGGUUCUAUAAGUUCUCUAAGCAGAACAUGGAUUGGGAAUAUCUUAGCUUUUGUGUGGAAUUGGACGGGCGGGUGGUUCAGCUGGACGCGCCAGUCGGAUUCGAUGUUACGUAAUGCUGAACAAAUUAUACUGUCAUGUGUGAAGACCGCGUACAAGCGUUUCUAUGUCGACAUCGGGUCGGUGGUGGGCCAGAGCGACAAGAUAUGGACCAUCUCGCUGAACGACGAGAGCAAGAAGACGCCGCUCGUGAUGCUGCACGGCAUGGGCGCGGGCGUGGCGCUGUGGUGCCCCAACCUGGACGCGCUGGCCGCCACCAGACCUGUGUACGCCAUGGACUUGUUAGGAUUCGGCCGCAGUUCCCGUCCGAAGUUCGCGUCAGAUGCUGACAAGGUGGAGGCGCAGUGGGUGGAGUCGGUGGAGCAGUGGCGGCGCGAGGUGCAGCUUGAAGACUUCGUGCUACUGGGGCACAGCCUGGGCGGGUACAUCGCCACCGCCUACGCGCUGCGAUACCCUGAGAGGGUGCGUUUGCUGAUCCUGGCGGACCCGUGGGGCUUCGCGGAGCGGCCCAGCAACGUGUACGAGAAGUACCAAGUGCCGCUGUGGGUGCGCGCCGUGGCGGCCGCCGUGCAGCCGCUCAACCCGCUGUGGGCCGUGCGCGCCGCGGGCCCCGCCGGCCGCUGGCUCGUCAGCCGCACGCGGCCCGACAUCCCGCGCAAGUACGCCGCCUACGUGCCCGACGCGCUCGCCGUCGUGCCCGACUACAUCUACCAGUGCAACUCGCGCACGCCCAGCGGCGAGAGCGCGUUCCACACCCUGAUGCACGGCUUCGGCUGGGCCAAGAACCCCAUGGUGCGGCGCGCCGCGCAGCUCGACCCCGAGCUGCCCAUCUGCGUGCUGUACGGCUCGCGCUCGUGGGUAGACAACGGCACCGGCCAGCUGCUGGCCGACAACAGGGCCUCGCCCAAGACUGUUGUUCAGGUGAUCAACGGCGCCGGUCACCACGUGUACCUCGACAAACCGGAACUGUUCAACAAACAUGUACUAGACGCCUGCGAAAUGGCAGACGAUACGCCUAGCAGAGUACCGACGAACAGACCCGCAGCUGCGGACAACAAACCCUCAGCAGCGGACAACAAACCAGCAGCUGCAGACAAUAGACCCUCAGCAACGGACAACCAACCCGCAGCUGCGGACAGCAGACCCUCAGCACCGGACAACCGACCCGCGGCUGCGGACAACAAACCAGAAGCUGCGGACAACAGACCCACAGACAAUAUAAACGGACAAAUGUCUUGAUAGUGAUGAAUAUUAGGUAUAGAUGAAAUUGUUCGUUGUUUAUUUGAGAAGCCGCUAAUGUGCCUAUAAAAUAUCGUCUACUUAAAAAAUGGAUGGGUGCCGAUUCGGUUAUUGGUUUUUUUGUAGCUACAGUUUGGAAAGGCCAUGGAAAUAUGUGCAGUGCAAGUAAAUAGCAUAAUUCUAAGCGAGAACAAUCCGGAAUGUUUGCUUUGCAAAAUUCCAAUAUUUGUCUGAUAUAUUUUUGACUAAAUGGCUAAUGCAUUGUUGAAAUGAUGACUGAAAUAUUUUUUUUUACCAGCGUGAGACCAAAACGAGAAAUAGACAAAAGUCGACCAAUUGCGGCGCUACCGGAAAUAUUGUAUCUGUUUCAUUGCGUUAGGACGAAGGAGAUGGGAUCUGAAACUAUUAUGCGAUCAUUGGUUGAAAUUUUGUCUAUUUCUCUACAUGAUAUUAUCACGUUGGUCGCAUGUCAACGCCACUGGUCAAUACAGAUACGUCGGGUGUGUUUUAUGUUACUACAAAAAUCGAUAUUUUGUCAUGUAACAAUACUUUUUAAUUUUUUAUUAUUUCUUUUUUAUUGACUAUCUAUCUGUUCUACUGUCCACUGUGAUAAGACAACAUCCUUUAUUUAUCUUUAAAGUUUAUUAUCUGUUAAGUUUUGUCUGUAGUGGGUACCAUAUAGUUUAUGCAAAAGCACAAAUACAAAAUCCAUACACAUUUAAAAGUAGCUAGAAAAAAAUAAUUGUAUGACAGCAUCUCGCUUGCACAAAUAUAAUCCAAUGGGUUUAUGCUGUAACUUUUUUUGUCAGUUACUAUUUGCUAUGUGUAUAAUGUUGACCGCUUCACAGCUUACAGUUGUGUAAAACAAUCAUACUAUAGCUUGGUAACUUCGUUCGUAACACUCCCGAUGUUCCGCGCGGGCCGGGGGACGUGUAGCGAUGAAUGAAAAACCCACGACUGAUACGCGUCACUUCCCCGCACGUAAAAUUUCACACUCACGUAGUCUUCCCCUAUCGCCCGCAUAUAAUGGGAGUGUUAUAAACUUAUAUUAUAACUUGCCAGACUUUAGCCUAAUAAACGAUACGCUACCGCUACUUGAUGGUUUUACAUGUUAAUAUUUUCGGAUAAUGCUUGCUUAGGUUUGAUUUCCAGAUCAAUUUAGAAAAUUAUAAUUAUUAUUAAAUUGUAAUUUAAAAAUGUAAGUUAAAUUGUACUGUUACUGUUAUGAUGCUAUAAAAACAGUGAGAUAUUGUUAGCGAACGAAUCGAGUUAGCGUAUUACAAUUUGCAUUUUAAGACAAACUGUAAAGUGAAACUGAUACCGCUUCAUCAUUAUCAACUGGAUUACUAGACGUAGACAUAUCCUUCCUAUAAAAAUUUCAAACACAACUCGAAGAUCGAGACCAUAUUGAAAAAUACCUUGAUUAAAAAAAUGCCUUACUUAUUUAUUGGAUGCCACCAGAAAAACGUUGUAAAAAUAAAAUAUAAGAUAAAUAAAUAGUUACAAAAGUUUUAUGCUACUGCAGCCAUCUUUUACAGGCAAACACUGUACUGCAGUCUGGUUAAAAACUUUAUUAGUCAAAAAAAAAUUACUGCAUAAGCCCAUUAGAGAUGAAAUUCGUGGUGCGCCCUCUGUAAAGUAUUGUAUUAUUGCGGUUUUAAUCGCGAUUGUUGAGCUUAAGAUCUUUUAUACUUGGAUUACUUAUUAUGUAAAUACAUAUAAUUUAUUGAUCAAA